Molecule: messenger RNA, 2211 nt
Organism: Beauveria bassiana ARSEF 2860
Lineage: Eukaryota; Fungi; Ascomycota; Sordariomycetes; Hypocreales; Cordycipitaceae
Product: DFDF domain-containing protein
Exons: 2
Coding region: 1-2211 (736 amino acids)
Biological process (GO): deadenylation-independent decapping of nuclear-transcribed mRNA; P-body assembly
Cellular component (GO): P-body
Molecular function (GO): mRNA binding
Source: RefSeq, a predicted model, not a curated record
AUGGCGAGCCAAUUUAUUGGUCUCCAGAUGCGGGUGAUCCUGCGCGAACCCCCAGGAUAUCAACUGAUCGGCACCGUCCGAGACGUAGAAGCUGGCAGCAGCCUCAGUCUCACUAACGUCCUUAUAGUUGCGACGCAAGAGCAUCUCCCGCAGACGCGCAUCAAUGCGCUCAACAUUGCCGACCUCUCGGAGCUACCCAAAGAUCAGCAGAAACAGCAACCUUCCCCGCCUGUAUCCGACGCCCCUACACCAGCUCAGCCGCCGGGAUACGCCACGCAGACGACUUCGCCGACAAAGACAGACUUUGUUGACCCGGCUAUACUCAGCAUGGGGCGACGGCCAGACUCCGGGCUUCCUCCCGCGGGUGCGCCUGUCAAGGCACCGGCGCAUUCUCUUGACCCGAGUAUGCCGUCCCCAGUUAUUGCAUCAAAUGAUCAGCCAAAGGGAGACCUUGGUCGCCUCUUCAAGAGCAUCAAGGUUUCCAAAGUCUCAGAUGCCGAGAAUGCACCGACAACCCCCGAGGUGACACCAUUCAAGCGCAAGAAUCGAAACCGCAAUUCUCGACAAGCAAAACAACCCGACCAGGAUGAUGAUGGCGUCACAGUCAUUCCCGGUAGUCACGGCAAAGGCUGGCGACAGACGCCGAUACUGCAGAGCACCUCAUCCUUUCAGCCUUUCAAAGCUCUCAAGAAGAACGGCAAGCCCCCCAAAGACUUGCCCGACAACGGCUGGGCUUCCGAAGACGUUACCGAAGAGAUGCCCGAGUUUGACUUUCAGAACAACCUCGCCAAAUUUGACAAGCGCACAAUAUUCGAUCAGAUGCGCAAAGAUGACACUGUUGACGAAGCUGAUCGACUUGUAUCUCACAACCGAAAAGCAAAGCCCGGUACAGCAGGGGGCAAGAAUCUGCACUACACAGAAAAUGUCCUCGACUUGCCGUCAAGCACACACAAUGCCGAUUACUGGAACAGCGAGGCUGAAGUCGGAGGUGUCCACGACAAUGAGGGAAUGAGCGGCCAUGAACAAAAGAGCGGGCAAUCGACGAGAAGAGCAGACGCCAAGACAGGGCCGAGUCGCCGCUCGCAGUCGCGUAAAGCGAGCGCUGCCAUGGGCGGAUACCCACUCACGCGAGUCAACUCGAGCGUACGACAAUCACUUCCUUCGCGUCGAUCCAGCCCCCGAUCUGGUUACCGUAGCGCAGAGGUGCAACCGCCAAAGGUACAACAGCCGGGUCUCUACCUGGUUCCGUCCAAUCGCCGGGUGGAGGCCAUCUCAACACUGCAGAUGCUCAACCUUGAAAACAUUGCGGCCAACGAAGUUGGACUCCCCGAGAGUUUGAUGGCUGAGAAUGCGGGCCGCGGCAUCGCCGAGGUUGCGGUCAAGGCGCUGUCGGAUCCGGCCCUCAAGGUCCGCUUCGAAAUGGCCGGAGCAUCAUUGUCACAGGCUGGCGACGGGCCACUGCCAAGUAAUCCGACAAUUGUAAUUUUGGCGGGUAACAACAAGUCAAGCAUCCGUGCGCUGGUAGCUGGUCGUCACUUGCGCAACAAGGGCUACGACGUUAUGGUUUGCCUGGCAGGCAUUGAGCGAGAGCGCGACCUGCUCGAGGACCUUCGACGGCAGGUUCAGUUGUAUCGCAGCUUUGGCGGCAAGGUACUCAAAAAGACUGAUUUUUUUGAGCAGCUGCGCAAGUCGACGCCGGGUGGUGGGGCGGCGGCAGUAGCAAGCGGCACAGGAGCGGGACGGGUGUCGGUAUCUCUGAUCAUCGAUGCUCUUCUUGGGCUGACCAUGUCUUUUGAGGAAUUGCGAAUCGGCGAUCAAGCGACAGUGUAUGAGCUGAUGGAGUGGGCUAACCGCAAUGAGGCUUUUGUGCUAUCCGUCGAUGUGCCGUCAGGCAUCGAUCCUAGCACGGGCAAAGUCGCCAUCAUUGAUGGGUCGCAGCUCUUUGUCAAGCCGCGAUACGUGGUCGCAGUUGGGGCACCGAAGCGAGGGCUCGUAGAGGCGGUGACGCCGCCGGACGAAGACGAUCCGUUGGCAGCGAGCGGGGGAGUAGCUCAGGACGAGGAGUGGCGACUCUUCAUCGUGGACAUGGGCCUGGGACACACUGUCUGGCGCAAAGCCGGGACCAAGGUGCGCAAGGGCAUCGACUUUGACGGCAAAUGGGUACUGGAGAUGAAGUAUCGGGGCGUGAAAGAGGAGUCUGAUGACUACUGA